This is a messenger RNA of Capronia epimyces CBS 606.96, 1668 nucleotides long. RefSeq lists its product as uncharacterized. Gene Ontology annotation, biological process: transmembrane transport. The record is from RefSeq and is a predicted model, not a curated record. The transcript has a single exon. The coding region runs from base 1 to 1668 and encodes 555 amino acids. Gene Ontology annotation, molecular function: transmembrane transporter activity. NCBI's taxonomy places the organism in Eukaryota, Fungi, Ascomycota, Eurotiomycetes, Chaetothyriales, Herpotrichiellaceae.
AUGGCAUCGACAGAAAGCAACAAAACGAGCGACUUGGAUAAUAAUGUCAACCGUGAUCCAGAGAAGGAUCCUCAAAAUGACAGGCCGCAUGGCUUACCGGCCAUCCCAUCAGAUCCACAUCCGUCGCUGUUGCCGUCAAUAUCAUAUUGGCGACUGCUCUUUGAUCAAUCAGUGGUCUGGCCAGAGCUCCUGACAACAGAAUAUGAGGGCUCGGGAACGGAAGAAGACCCUUACCUGGUUCAUUGGGUACACGACGAUCCUCGAAACCCGCUCAACUUUUCUGGCGGCUUCAAAUGGUACUUGACACUUACCGUAGCAAUUGUCACCCUCGUCGCCGCAUUCAUCUCGUCUUCUUACUCGGCCUGCUUAGAACAGAUUACGAAGGAAUUCGGGGUCAGCGAAGAGGUCGCCGUGAUUGGCCUUGCCCUCUACGUGCUGGGGUUUGGGGUUGGUCCCUGUGCUUGGGCCCCUGCAGGGGAACUGUACGGUCGUCAAGUUGUCCUAUUUGCCACGUACGGCGCCCUGACGGUCUUCAACGCCGCCGCCGCAGGGGCUCCUAACAUCCAAAGCCUCCUGGUCUUCCGAUUCUUGGCCGGAACGUUUGCAGCAUCACCGCUCACGAAUUCGGGCGGGGUGGUAGCAGAUCUCUUCCGUCAAGAACAACGAGGCCUAGCCAUGAUCCUGUUUGCAAUGGCGCCCUUCAUGGGCCCGGUCCUGGGCCCUAUUGUCGGCGGCUUCCUCGGCCAGGGCCCGGGUUGGCGUUGGGUCGAGGGUUGCAGCGCCAUCAUGUCAGGCGUCAUGUGGAUCAUCUCCGCGUUGACCGUUCCCGAGACGUAUGCGCCCCUCUUACUGCGGAAGCGCGCCGAUAAGCUUUCGAAGAUGACGGGCAAAUGCUACCGCAGCAAGAUCGAAGUCUUUCGGGGCGGACGCACCUCGGCACGCCACGAAUUCUCCAAGGCCCUCGUCCGGCCCUGGGCGCUGCUCUUCCACGAGCCGAUCGUAUUAUUUCUCAGUGUCUACAUGUCCAUCGUCUACGGCACGCUGUACAUGCUCUUCGGUGCGUUCCCCAUUGUCUACCAGGAAUUACGAGGAUGGAACGAAGGGGAAGGCGGAUUGGCGUUUUCGGGCGUCAUCAUCGGUACUGUCCUCGCCAUAUUCUACGGCGCCUUGGACAACAAACGGUACAUACAAAAAAGUCGGGCCCUCGCGGCUUCGUCUUCUUCCCGAACCUCGCUGCCGCCAGAAGAACGUCUUAUCCCUAGCAUCAUCGGGGGCAUCUCCGUCCCGGUCUCUCUCUUCUGGUUCGCCUGGACAAACGGACCCACAGUGCACUGGAUGGCGAGCAUUGCCGCCGGAGUCCCUUUCGGUUUUGGCAUCGUGCUCAUCUUUAUAAGCAUCAAGAAUUACUUGGUCGACGCCUACACUGUAUUCGCGGCAUCCGCAUUGGCCGUGACCGUCAUCAUGCGCUCUUGUUUCGGCGCCGCUUUCCCCCUCUUCACCACUUAUAUGUAUCACGGGCUCGGCGUCCACUGGGCGUCGACCUUGGUCGCCUUUUUGAGCCUGGCGUGCUUGCCCAUUCCCUUUGUGUUUUGGAAGGUCGGGGCAAGUCUGCGGAAGAGAUGUCGGUACGCGGCCGAAGCCGAGGCCAUGUUGAAGCAGUUGAACUGA